This is a messenger RNA of Parathielavia appendiculata, 435 nucleotides long. RefSeq lists its product as uncharacterized. Lineage: Eukaryota; Fungi; Ascomycota; Sordariomycetes; Sordariales; Chaetomiaceae. The record is from RefSeq and is a predicted model, not a curated record. The transcript has 4 exons. The annotation marks the transcript as partial.
AUGUGUCGAUGGAGCUACUCCCACCACCACCACCUGCCCGGCUGCCCGCGGCCCAUCGACAUCAUCGUCCACUACCAGUACGGCGACUGCGCCAUUAUCGACCCACACACGGGCGAGAUCCUGCCGUGCGAGAACGCCCGCUUUGACGAGCUGAUGAGCCAGAUCGAUUACAACGACCCGUGUGCGACCGGCGGCUGCCUGAUGUCCCCCGAUUGCGAGUCCGGCGCUUGCCGACUGGCCCUACUCGGCGGCCGCUGGGUGUGUUGCCGAUGUGGCGGUCGAGACAACGACGGAACCUGGUGUCGUCACCGCUUGCGGAUGAGCCCUGACACCUUCUGCUACCACAGUUGCUGUUACGGGUGCACGGCUAAUUCAGGCCCUUCUUCGUCGUCAUCGGGUGGCUCCGGUUCGUGUUCAAGCCGGAAAGGGCGAAGG